ACAAACAAACAUGACGUUUUGGUUUUUAUUUUGAAUAAGGUAGAAGAAUGAUCGAGGUUAUGUUAUGCUAUGCAGGUUGUAUGUAAUGUUCAUGAAUUUGAGAUAGAGAGAGAUACCAUAUUUUGAAUUGAAUGACUAAUGACUAGGAUUAAUGACUUGAAUGAUUAAAAUAGUCAGAGUCACAUAUUACACUAUCUGUAGACUAUACAAGAAAUUUUUGUGUGAGUGUGAGUGAGGUUAGAUUAUCCUCAACCCUGAUGAAUUUUGUUCCUUGUUAUUUUAUCUAAAUGGAAUUCAUUUUGGCCUAUACUAAUUUUAUAACUAAAUAGCCUAUCACUGAAAUUAGGGUCUACAUCACAAACAUUGGUAAACUUAGAGAAAUAGAAAUGGAAUCCGUGGAUUUAAGUAAGAUAGAAGGUAUAUGCGCCAAUUCUACAGUUAUACUGCCAGCAAUAUCCGUUUCUAAUGCUGGACAACUAGCCGUGGAUUUACUGAUUCAGUCAACAAAAGCACAAAAGCUGGGAAACAUUUGGCAUCAAGCAUUUAUUCCCUUAAUCGGAAGCCAUCCCUAUAAGGAGGAUAUUACAGAACUAUGCACAGAAUUUGAAGUGUACUACUUGAAGGAACCCAAAGUCAUUUUUGCUCAGUUCAGAUCACCAGUUUGGGAGAACAAGGAAGAUGUUUUUUUGGAUGAUUUGAUCAAGUGGUUUGAGAGUAUAAAAGCUAGCAAGAUAGUAAUCAUAUCUAGUUUGUAUGACUACGAACGCAACGACAGUCAGAUCCGUUCUCCACAUGUAAGAUGUUGUGUUUGUCCUCACACAACAGGUUUAUUGGAUUCUGUCUUUGUGCCAUUAGGAGUGAAGCCUCUGGAGUUAAAGGCAACCGCUGAUACAAUGACCUCUGGUGUCAUGACAGAGACGAUGCAUUUCCCUGGCGCUGGGUUCACAAAGAAUCUACACCUUAAGUGUAUUCAAAAGGGGUUCCCUGUCGUUUCACUUUUUAAGUUCUGCUAUGAUGGAGACAACACACCAGAAGCUACAGAACUGGCCAGUACAGUUGAUGGGUGGCUGAAUAUCGUACCGACUGUCAAAGAUAAAGCUAAGACUCUAAUUCAGCCUCCUUCAUGGAAAUACAUUUUUGGAGGACCCUCGCCACAAGAACUGUUUCCAUAAACUAUUGUACAAUAUAUUUUUAUUAUUCCAUAA
Molecule: messenger RNA, 1205 nt
Organism: Macrosteles quadrilineatus (aster leafhopper)
Lineage: Eukaryota; Metazoa; Arthropoda; Insecta; Hemiptera; Cicadellidae
Product: proteasome assembly chaperone 2-like
Exons: 7
Coding region: 387-1172 (261 amino acids)
Biological process (GO): proteasome assembly
Cellular component (GO): nucleus; cytosol
Source: RefSeq, a predicted model, not a curated record